UUACGAUAGGCUUAUGGCGGCACCGAAAUUGUGGGAACAGCUGCCAAGCCAUGGAUAAUGGUGAAGGAGAUCUCAUCGGAUGGCAACUGUCAGACAGUGGACGUGAUCUUCCCUCACUUUCCCGUCCAGUUAUACCUAAAUCCCGUGCUUUUGAAAUACCUUUUGGACCCAUUGCUCGACAACCAGGAGAGAGGCCUAUUCCCAUUGAAGUACUGUAUGCACGACUUGGGCUAUAACUAUCCCCGUUGUAUUGGACACAAGGAUGGCAAACAGGAGGACAUGGAGGUGGAGGAGAGCGCCAAUAUGGUGAUCAUGAUGGCCGCCUAUGUCAAGGCCUCCAAGGACUCGCAAUUUGCUGCACAACACUAUAAUAUCUCGAAACAAUGGACUCAGUAUUUGGUGGAUCACGGGUUGAUCACCGGCGACGCUCUAACCACUGAUGACUUUUUGGGGAAAAUCAAAAACUCGACAAACCUUUCGGCGAAAGCUAUCGUAGGCAUCGGAGCGAUGGCUCAGUUGGCGGCGGUGGUCGGCAAUCAUGACGACCAACAAAAGUAUAGACAAAUCGCUGAGAAAUAUGUGACGGAAUGGAUUCGUAUGGGAGAAGACCGCACUAAUAAACACAUGAAACUCAGCUAUAAUGACAACAACAACACCUGGUUUAUGAUCUAUAACCUCUAUGGGGACAUCCUAUUGGACACCAAAUUGGUGCCCGAAUCGAUAUACAGGCAACAGGACGAGUGGUACCUAUCGGUGAUGAACAAAUACGGCCUUCCCCUCGAGAGUGGUAAUCCUCAUACAAAGUUUGAUUGGCUUAUGUUUACGGCGGCCGCCUCUGCGAAUGCCAAACUCCGUCAGUCUAUGUUUGAUAGGACCGCCCAAUGGCUACGGGAAACCCCAUCGCGCGCCCCCUUUCAAGACUUUGCCGACACAGAGACCGGUGCUGUUUGGGGCGGGUUUGUGAACCGACCGGUCAUUGGGGGCGUAUUCGCGCCGUUGACUAUUAAACACUAA
Molecule: messenger RNA, 1014 nt
Organism: Oppiella nova
Lineage: Eukaryota; Metazoa; Arthropoda; Arachnida; Sarcoptiformes; Oppiidae
Source: the annotation of a GenBank genome assembly